AUGGGUGAAACCACUAUUGACGAUUGUAAAGGAGACGACGGGCCACAAAAUGUGCUGGACGCAUUCCAGGAGAACGACAAACUGCGUGUAUUGCAGCUGAUAGGCGAGCUGCAUGACAAAUCGGUCACGGAGGACGAUUUCGAACAUGCUUACCAGGAAUAUUCAGGGAUAUUUUCCAAGUACCAAGAGCAGCCCCACUUGCUGGACCGUAGUCUGGAGGAGAUAGUGAACAAAAUCAUUCCAUUCUUGCAAGAGCCUGAUACAGAGCUGCACACCAAACAUCGUGCUGCGAAAUAUCUCUAUCAACUAUGCAAAGUGCGCACGUUUAAGGCAUUCGUAAAGAAUCUCCCCCACGAGGUGCGGCAUUUGCCGUUCGUGCUGGGUUUGGUCGAGCAACAGAAUCUCGACGACUGGCAAAACUGGGAAACGCGCUAUAUGGGACUGCUGUGGCUAUCGCUACUGGUGCUCAAUCCGUUCGAUUUAAGCCGAUUGGAUACUUCGGAACAGGGAUCUCCCACUACGAUGGAACGUAUCUACGAGCUGUGCAAAGUCAACUGUCUAAAGGACGAUAGUUGUACGCCGGUGGCCGCGUUUCUGGUUGCCCGUUUCGUCAUACGAAACGAUGUAAAGAUGGUGUACUUGGAAAAGAUAUUCGACUGGGCAAUGUGCGUCAAUAAGGAUUACAGUGUUGAUGCUAACAUUGGUCCACUGACGGCUAUUGCAUCCAUACUAAAGCACGGAAAGCGUGAGGAUCUGCUUCCGUACGUGAAAAAGCUUAGCAAUUGGGUACUUCACCUGGAGUACGAAACGAUAUCGAAGGACUUCAAAAUCUACAAAACAUGCAUCAAAAUCUGCCAACGCAUUGGGCUCGUGCUGCUACCACCGAAAAUUGCCAAAUGGCGUUACCAGCGAGGUGCACGUUCGCUCUUAGCCAACGUUCAGAAAACGGUCACUCUGGCGUCCUUGAAAGAGGUACAGCAAAGUGAGUCGUUGCCCGAAUGUACGGAAGAGGAGGAUGAUGUCGACGACGAGGAAGUUCCGGGCGACAUUGAGGAAAUUGUUGAGCGAUUAUUGCUUGGGCUGAAAGGCAAUUCAACGAUUGUGCGCUGGUCAUCGGCAAAGGGUAUCGGUCGUAUCACGAAUCGGCUACCGAAGCUGUUGGGCGACGAAGUUGUGUCAUCGGUAAUCGAACUUCUAAAUCCACUCGAGCAGGAUGAUGCUUGGCACGGUGCCUGCCUGGCAUUGGCAGAACUGGCCAAACGUGGUCUACUACUUCCCUCGCGAUUAUCCGAAAUUGUGCCACUGCUGCUCCAAGCGCUGGUGUACGACGAAAUUCAAGGAUAUCGCAAUGUGGGACAAAACAUACGAGACGCAGCUUGCUACAUGAGCUGGGCUUUCGCCAGGGCGUAUCACCCGUCCGUGUUGCAACCGUUUGUGGAGCGCAUUGCUUCGGCCCUGCUAGUGACGGCCGUUUUCGACCGGGAAAUAAACUGUAGACGUGCGGCUUCUGCUGCAUUCCAGGAAAGCGUCGGCCGACUGGGCAAUUUUCCGCACGGUAUCGAUAUUCUUACGACGGCCGAUUUUUUCUCUGUCGCCGUGCGGAGUAAUGCAUUUUUGAACAUCAGCGAAUACAUCGCAAAGUUUGAUGAAUACAAAUACAACUUAAUAGAUCAUUUAAUUAGUCGCAAAAUCAAUCACUGGGAUACGAAUAUCCGCGAACUGUCAGCCCAAUCGCUCUGUAAUCUGACAAAGCACGCCCCACAAUACAUGCGAGAUUCGAUCGUGCCACAGCUAUUCCAGCUGGCUGAGUCGACGGAGCUCAACACGCGCCACGGUGCAGUGCUGGCCUUGGGAGAAGUAAUAAAUGCUUUGCAAACGCUUAGCUCGCAGCAAACUGGCGACGGGCAGGAGAGCUUUAUUAACAAUAAAAUCAGCGAACUGGCCGGUCAACUGAUUGGCAAAUAUCGGCAACGCGGACAAUUCAAGGGAAUGAGCGGAACGUACAUGAAGCACGGUUGUGCCAGUUUUAUUCGAAAUUGUAGUGAAGCCAAACUACCGAUCACGCAACGAGAAUAUUUAGAAUCUUGGCAACUGCUGCUGGACGAAAGCAUCGUCGACGAGAAGUCCACGACGCGGGAACAGGCCACGACAGCGUUUUCGAAAUUUUGUGAUACCUACUACAGGACGGAACCGGCGGAUCGUAUGGGUAGUCUGAUCGAUAACUACAUCCGGGAGAUGCGCGACACGCAGAUUGAACACAAAGCACAAGGAAUCGUUUCUGCGCUUGGUGCUUUGCCACUGUUUAUGCUCGAAUUGCGCUUGCAAGAAAUCGUAACGGUGAUCGACGUAAAAACGGUUGUUCCGGAAAUGUUUGCCGUUGGAUACAACCACUCGGAACUACGCCGUGAUUGCAUACGCGCGCUGAUGAACAUUGUCCAAACGGUUGGAUUCUCACAUUCGGACAAAUCGAACGAGAUUCUCUGUGGGUCCGCCUUCGGCUGCUAUCUGCGAGCGCUCGAAGAGUAUGCGCUGGAUAACCGGGGCGAUAUUGGUUCGUGGGUUCGAGAAGCCAGCAUUAAUGCUCUCUAUGCUUUCCUCACCAAAUGUCCGCCCGCAUUACUGUCCCCACAGCACGUGCAGGAUGCAAUGAUCGCUAUCGCGAAACAAUCGGUCGAACGAAUCGAUAAAAUCCGUGCUGUGGCGGGUAAAACGUUCACCUCGCUGAUCUACCACGAGCCACCGAUUCCGCACGUAGAGCACAGACAGGAACUGCAAAGUAUAUUCUCACGGGACACAACCGAGGUUCUGUGGUUGUUUCCGCACCACACAUUCCCGAUGUUCAUUCAGCUGCUUGGCAUACCGAUGUACGUGGAGCACGUGUCGGCAGGAUUGAUACUAAGCGUCGGUGCACCGACCGAAUCUCUUCACACGUGCGCGUCCAAAACGUUGAACGAUUAUCUGAAAACGCAUCAAGCAUUUAUUGAAACAUUCGGAGCAGUGGUGGUGAAAAUUCUGAAGGAAAAAACCGUUAAAGAUACCCUGUUUAUUACAUCCACAUUUCAAUUCCUCGCCGAGCUGCUGAAUUCGUCGGCGAACGCUAAAGUGUUGCUAGUUUCGGAAGACAGCUCAGUGGAUUUUGCCGAGCCUAUAUUUAAUUUGGUAAAUGGUUUGAUAACCCAAACCAAAAAGCACAUCGAUUCCAUUCCCGUCUAUUGUACCCUGAUGCUGUCACCGAAAAUAUGCAAACGAGUACUGAGCAAGCUGGUCGUGUAUUUGGGCAUGGUGUGCGUCAACAUUCGACGUGAAACCGCUCUCAAAAUGUACGAAACACUGCUAGUGUACGGCGAUCAAACAGCCAUACCGGAAGAAACACUCGACGAAGUGUUGGUGUGUCUCAGUGAAGAAAAAUGGGACGGCGAACUUGAAGAGGCACGUCUAAUACGCAACAAACUAUGCACACUGAUGGGCAUCAAACCGCCAGUAACAAAGGCGAAGAAAUAA
This is a messenger RNA of Anopheles marshallii, 3501 nucleotides long. It is a transcript of the gene TBCD, whose product is annotated as tubulin-specific chaperone D. Gene Ontology annotation, biological process: microtubule cytoskeleton organization; post-chaperonin tubulin folding pathway; adherens junction assembly. The transcript has 3 exons. NCBI's taxonomy places the organism in Eukaryota, Metazoa, Arthropoda, Insecta, Diptera, Culicidae. The record is from RefSeq and is a predicted model, not a curated record. Gene Ontology annotation, molecular function: GTPase activator activity; beta-tubulin binding. Gene Ontology annotation, cellular component: lateral plasma membrane. The coding region runs from base 1 to 3501 and encodes 1166 amino acids.